GGAUAUAACAUCAAAAGUUAGGAUAAGCCGAAAAAUUUAAACAGAUCAACUUGAACCGUUGCUGAAAUCUUCUUCGUUCUCCAUUGAAACCCUCAAAAAGCAGGUCAGAGCAUAAUCCCUAGAGUAAAAUGGAUGGGCACGAUGAUGAAAUAAAAGAAAAUUUGGCCUCUCCGACCAAUUCUCAGAAAACCGGUAAUCUUCUCCACCUUUCUUGCUUCUCUUCUCUCUUCUUAAAAUGCUUGUGGGCUUUCCUUUUCCUAUCUAUAUCUACCCCACUAUGUCUUGAUUCUUCAGGGUUUGAUUGCUUUGUUCAAUUGGGUAAAGCUGCGUUGUGAUUGAAAUACAUGUUAUUCAGUAAAGACUUCAGUUUCAGGGUUUUGGGUAUUGAUUUCAGCAUGGUGUUGUGUAUUUCAGUUUCUGAUGAUGAAGAAAUAGACUACUCCAUCAAACCAGAGUUCUAUGAUUCAGAUCUUGAUGUGAAAGAUGAGUUGUGGGUUCAAAAGAAAAGGAAAAGUCGUGCUUCUGAUGCCGUCCUCAGCUGUCCAGCUUGCUUCACCACACUGUGUCUGGAAUGUCAGAGGCAUGAAAAAUAUGUGACACAGUACAGAGCGGUUUUUGUUGCUAACUGCAAAAUUGGACGUGAUCAAGUGAUCCACCAAAAAGGCGCAAAACCAAGAAGGGGCAAAAGUGGGAGACAAUCUUCUGAGAUUGAAUCAGUCCCUGCUGGAAACCAAACUGUCAAGCAAGUCUGCUGCUUAGUUUGCUCAACAGAGGUAGGCAUAAUUGAUGAGGAUGAAGUUUAUCAUUUCUUCAAUGUUCUUCCCAGCGAGUCUUGACCUAUGUUUGAGUAGUCCUUAUGAGGAUACGUUCAACGUGUAGUGCAACUUUUGUUUUUCUCGUCAUUCAAUAUUAGUGUUAGAAUCGUCUAUUAGCAGCAUUGAAGUGAUUGAAGCAGAGCUCAGGCUUCUACUUAUUUGCAAGGGAUGGUUUCACCCUUUCCACUAUAGUUUCCCCAUUUCAAAUUUCUCAAUCUGCAAAGCCCAUUAUUAACCAAGUUUAAUACUUUAAUUCAUGUUAGAGCCUGUAUUAUGAAAUUGGCCAAAAUGUGUGGCUAUAUAACCUAAAAUAUAUUCGCUUUUUUAAAGAUUAAAUUAGAGAAAUAUUUUGGAAUGUGAAGGAUGUGUGUUCCCUCAUAUUCGCCCCUAAACGUAAUUAAGAUUUAGGAAUAUAAUAUUUAAGAUUUGAGAUGCCAUGGGACUGAUCCAAGUCAUUCUUAUGUUUCUUCCCUCUUACACCCUGGUGAUAGCUUACAUGCUAUACGGUUGUUCAUACAGCAUGUGAGUGAAUCUCUUGAAAUAGCACAAUUGAGUGUACAAGGAAGAUUCAAAAUAUAUUAUUGUGUGAAAUAACUUUACUGUCACCAAAAAAGAAUUAGGGUACAAGUACAUAAAGAGACUAUGGUAUGUGCGUUGUAGUUUCAUUUCUUUCGCCUUAGUUUGGAUUGUGUUGGAGAAUUUUCCUUUGUAAUUUCAUUUCUUGUACCGAAAUAAGAAACGCAUGAUCUAUGGUCUGUGCGUUGUAGUUUUGUGAUU
Messenger RNA from Fragaria vesca subsp. vesca, 1592 nucleotides. RefSeq names its product E2F-associated phosphoprotein-like. Gene Ontology annotation, biological process: positive regulation of cell population proliferation. Lineage: Eukaryota; Viridiplantae; Streptophyta; Magnoliopsida; Rosales; Rosaceae. The record is from RefSeq and is a predicted model, not a curated record. The transcript has 2 exons. Gene Ontology annotation, cellular component: nucleus. Bases 345 to 836 code for a protein of 163 amino acids.